AAAACAAAUUUAGCACGCAUAAAUAAAGUGGAGAUUGUUUCUUUCCUUUUGCCCCUCCAACCCGAAUGGCCUCACUUCAUUCAUCUUUUUAUCUUACCUGAAUCACAACAACAACAAAAUCUUUGUCUUUCGAGAUCGAAAGAUUAAGUGUUCAUAAAUAUCUAUCGACGCGUAACGUCUAUAUCCGUUACUCUUUGUACCCGAAACCCCUUCAACAAUCAUCAAUCUUUGCAUCUUUCACAAGGCAUAAGCCUCUCCCUUCAAGAUGUCUGCAGAACUCAUCAACAUCGCGACUAUGUUCGUGCAAUACUACUACAACCAGUUCGACCAAGACCGAACCGGACUGUCCUCUCUAUACCGAGAUGCUUCCAUGUUGACCUUCGAGUCAGCUUCGUUUAAGGGAACCCAAUCCAUUCUCGAGAAGUUGACAGGCCUGCCCUUCCAGCAGAUUAAGCACCAGGUCGCCACCAUGGACCUUCAGCCCGGUGUUGGUGAGAACCACAUCAUGGUUCUUGUCACUGGCCAACUUCUUGUCGACGAAGAGCAGCGGCCCAUGAGCUACACUCAGUCAUUCUACCUGGUCCCCGAGAACAUCAACGGCAAUCCCCAAUACUACGUCCACAAUGACAUCUUCAAGCUCGUCUACGGUUAAUCGUCAAACUAUUUCGCCCUGUGGCAACACAUUAUGAAAAUUACAAUGCUAUAAUGCUGUUCUUGUGGGUUGGGCGAUUUAAGAAUUCCGCCAAAAUCUCCUUUUGCUAUAGAUGACGAGUCGGGGUUUAAACUUGUUUUAGGGAGGUAGUUCAGUUCCUUGCAUCACAUGGAUUGAUUCUCUCUAGCUAGGUCGUUAGGAAUUUUAUUCAUCACUUCGAGGCUUCAGGCUUCCAUGACGCUUUUUAUAGUUGCCCAACCAUACCAGUGAUCUUACAAAUAUUUUCUAUUAUUUAUUCCAUUGGUUGAUUUCAUCAACACCGCUUCACUUCUGUUUGACAAGAAUAUUUAUAAGCAAACUCUCUUUUCGCUUACAUUCAGUAAAGGGAGCGGGUGUGUGAAUGGGUAAUCGAUCACCCCAACAUGCGCCGCACAAGUUGAACCGAAGGCACUACGGUUCAUGGAACUCAUCAGCACCUAGGUAGGCUAGUACCUCCUUGAUGUACCUUGUGCUACUCAAUGUUGUUUAUAGAGCUGUUAUGAUCCUAGGAUGUAAACUCGUGGGCCGAAGAAUGUACACAGGGGGCCAUCAAGUGGAUCUGUCUGCUUUCUUUCAACUCGAAACACCUCGUCCGAUGUCCAAUCAGUUUCUACGUAG
Hypoxylon fragiforme is the source of this 1309-nucleotide messenger RNA. Its product is annotated as nuclear transport factor 2. The transcript has 6 exons. The coding region runs from base 266 to 652 and encodes 128 amino acids. Gene Ontology annotation, cellular component: nuclear pore central transport channel. The record is from RefSeq and is a predicted model, not a curated record. Lineage: Eukaryota; Fungi; Ascomycota; Sordariomycetes; Xylariales; Hypoxylaceae. Gene Ontology annotation, biological process: protein import into nucleus.